Molecule: messenger RNA, 2880 nt
Organism: Oreochromis aureus
Lineage: Eukaryota; Metazoa; Chordata; Actinopteri; Cichliformes; Cichlidae
Product: golgin subfamily A member 6-like protein 22
Exons: 13
Coding region: 305-2596 (763 amino acids)
Source: RefSeq, a predicted model, not a curated record
UGGAUACCUCAUUGCCAUAACUGGCCACCGAAGGGAGUGGUCAUCAACAUGACUACUGAGGAGGUUGAAAUGGCAGAAAAAAACUAAGCAGGGUGCCCGCAUCAUCCGUGUUAAACAGCACAAAACUCAAAGAUACCAUGGGGAAGCAGCUGUCCCCCUGUACAAGAAUGAGUAUACCUGGUUGCAGCGUUACAAUCAUAUUAGAGAGUAUAUUGAAGGGGGUUCGGAGGCAUCAACUUUUUUCCACAGUUCCAGUGGAGGUGUUCUUCAUAGACUACCGGAAUUUUUCAAGGCAGCCUGGGAGAUGAUGAAUCUGGGGAUUGUCCCCACCUUCAACAUGAUACGUUCCUCCUGUAGCACUUACGCCAAGCGACAGUUGGGACGUAAAUCUUAUGACAGAGUGGCAACGUUUAUGUGCCAUGAUGCCAUCACAGCCAAAAGAUUUUACCAAGCUGAGGACCCUGCAGAGGACACACUCCAGAGCCGAGCACUGACCACCCAUGCAAUUGCAACAUAUGCAGCAAAGAAAAGGAAAAGGAGAGAGGACAGAGGAUCUGUGCAGGACAACGACAGUGAAGGAUCUGACAAGGAAGAGCAGCAGUCAUCAGGAACAGAGGAGCUUUUAGACAGAAGGCUCUUCCAGUGUAGCAGUAACAAGAUGGUGAGCCCAGGUCAGGGUGAGGGUGCCGGUAGUGCUGGAGCCACAAUAAGAGAAACUAAACGGGAUUUGAAAGAGGAGGUGGAGCAUCUACAAAAAGUGACAUACCAGUUGCGCAAGAGAAAAAUGGACAUCUUUUACAAAAAUGAUAGGACAGGUGUGGGGAAACUCACACAAGAAGACAAUCCACAAGAGGAGGAGGAGGAUGAAGCGAGAGAAUGGGUUCCUAAGCAGUCUGUUAGCUCAUCUGAAGAUGAUGGGACAGAUGACUGGAAACCCACACAGGAUGAAUCUGAAGGCUAUUCAGAAGAGGAGGAAGAACAAGAACAUAAAAGGAUUCCUAAGAUGGCGGCAGCAUCUGAAGAGGAUGGGACACAUGAUAGCAGACCCACACAGGAUGAUUCAAAGGAUGAAGCAGAACAUUUGGGACAAAUGAUUCACAAAGUGGCCAUGGAAAAGGACAGGGAAACGGCGAUAAGCUUAUUACCAGUACAACACCAAAUUCCAGUUGUUACUCUGAAUUCAGUCACUCUCAAGACACCCAUGAAGGACAAAGUCGCACUGGAGGUCCCUCCUGGUAUGCAGCAGGCCUAUGUAAACCAAGACACAGCAAUGACUGUGAAUAAGAAUUCGGAAAAAAGUGUGAUUCACCAAACCAGUUACUUGAAGAGGCUCACUUUUCAUCAGUCAACUCUCUUUGAAGACACCAUACCAAGAUCUGAUAACAACAAGAAAGACCAAAGUGGAAUGUCAUCUGCAGCAAUAAUAACCUCAGAACAACUGGAAGAGAAAGAGAUACAAGAAGAAUCUCUGGAGAAGAUGAAGUGUGAAGACAAAGGAGGGAAGAGAAAAGAAAAAGUACAGCAGGAGCCUCUGGAGAAGAUGAGGAGCAAAAGGCAAAGGAAGGAAGAAAAGAUACAGGCAGAGCCUCUGGAGAAGAUGAAGAGUGAAGCCAAAGUAGGAAAGAGAAAAGAAAAAGUACAGCAGAAGCCUCUGGAGAAGAUGAAGAGUGAAGACAAAGGAGGGAAGAGAAAAGAAAAAGUACAGCAGGAGCCUCUGGAGAAGAUGAAGCGUGAAGACAAAGGAGGGAAGAGAAAAGAAAAAGUACAGCAGGAGCCUCUGGAGAAGAUGAGGGGCAAAAGGCAAAGGAAGGAAGAAAAGAUACAGGCAGAGCCUCUGGAGAAGAUGAAGAGUGAAGCCAAAGUAGGAAAGAGAAAAGAAAAAGUACAGCAGAAGCCUCUGGAGAAGAUGAAGAGUGAAGACAAAGGAGGGAAGAGAAAAGAAAAAGUACAGCAGGAGCCUCUGGAGAAGAUGAAGCGUGAAGACAAAGGAGGGAAGAGAAAAGAAAAAGUACAGCAGGAGCCUCUGGAGAAGAUGAAGCGUGAAGACAAAAGAGGGAAGAGAAAAGAAAAAGUACAGCAGCAGCCUCUGGAGAAGAUGAGGGGCAAAAGGCAAAGGAGGGAAGAAAAGAUACAGUCAGAGCCUCUGGAGAAGAUGAAGAGUGAAGCCAAAGUAGGAAAGAGAAAACAAAAAGUACAGCAGGAGCCUCUGGAGAAGAUGAGGGGCAAAAGGCAAAGGAAGAAAGAAAAGAUACAGUCAGAGCCUCUGGAGAAGAUGAAGAGUGAAGCCAAAGUAGGAAAGAGAAAUGAAAAAGUACAGCAGAAGCCUCUGGAGAAGAUGAGGAGCAAAAGGCAAAGGAAAGAAGAAAAGAUACAGGCAGAGCCUCUGGAGAAGAUGAAGAGUGAAGGCAAAAGAGGGAAGGGAAAAGAAAAAGUACAGCAGGAGCCUCUGGAGAAGAUGAAGCGUGAAGACAAAGGAGGGAAGAGAAAAGAAAAAGUACAGCAGGAGCCUCUGGAGAAGAUGAGGGGCAAAAGGCAACGGAAGGAAGAAAAGAUACAGGCAGAGCCUCUGGAGAAGAGAAUUAAGAUUAUGAAAUAAAAGAAGGAAAAAUCCACAGAGUUCUCAAAGAAAUGGCGAGAGAAAGUCUCAGAAAAUAAGGUGCAUGAAAGAGUUGCUAAUUAAAAGUGAUCAUCUAAUGAGUUACUGUCACGUUUAUUUUCUGGAAUCACUGGUGCUCUCAGACUUGACAUUAUAUAAUUCCACCAUAUGUGAGAUCAGUCAAAUUAAGAAAGGAGACAUGCUUCUUGAAGAAGUAAAAGUCAAAGCUUAAGAUAUAAUGUCAGUAUGUAAUGGCUGAAGUUUUGGGGUAUGUUGUACUAUAC